UCCUCCUCCUCCUCCUCCAGAUUUCAGCGGUGCUUCCCCGCCGACCAGCCCCGGUCCGCAGACACCGGCAUGCCGGACUUUGUCGCCUGAAGGGGCGGGAUGGCGUCGGCCGUGUUCGAAGGGACGUCUCUGGUCAACAUGUUCGUGCGGGACUGCUGGGUUAACGGGAUCCGGAGGCUCAUCAUCAGCCAGCGCGGCGAGGAAGAGGAGUUCUUCGAGAUCCGGACCGAGUGGUCGGACAGGAACAUUUUAUACUUGCACCGCAGCUACUCCGACCUGGGGCGGCUGUUCAAGAGGCUGCUGGAGUCCUUCCCUGAGGACAGAAAGGACCUGUCCAAGUCUCCGCUGAUAGAAGGUCUGGUAAAAAUCAAAGACGCACAUGACAUCGAGGAGAAGUUGAAUGAGGUGGAAAGACUUCUAAAGAAUGCCAUCAACAUGCCGUGCAAGUUUUCCAGGUCAGAGGUGAUGUUGACGUUCUUUGAGCGCUCUCCACUGGACCAGGUGUUAAGGAACGACAAAGUCCACAGAAUCCAGCCAUGCUUUCAGAGUCCGAUCAACAUAUCAGAAAUCAUGCGGUCGAAUGGAUUCUGUCUGGCCAACACAGAAACCAUUGUAUUUGAUGACAACAUCCCAGAAGAUAAAGAAAGACCUUCAUCCACAGACUCUGUAGAACACAUGUAUGAAGAUGGAGCAGAUUUCCUGCCAAUGGAAGCAGACGCGUGCGACGAGGAGACGGAGGCGUACGUCACCAACCUCUCCUACUACCACCUGGUGCCGUUCGAAACGGACAUCCUGGAAUGAGCGCCUGCGGCCGGACAUUUCUCCCUCGUCUGGCCUGAGCCGCGCGCCGCGUACGGCCCCCGGUGGCAGCAGCCAGCCGGAGACGGUGAACCGUAGGAGAUUGCUGCGGCGUCACCCCCCCUCCGUCCACUUCACGGGACAUCACCAGUGUGCUUCAUUUGGGAGUCUUAGCUCCUGUGUCAUAGGUGCUACAGAUCUGAUGGUGACAUUUUCUAAAGAAGCUACUCAACCACUUUAAAGGGACCUUAACCCUUCAGCGCCGGUAGUUCGGCGUGUGACAGGGACCACCGGUUGGACUCUCAAUACAGCUGUAAUUUA
Molecule: messenger RNA, 1119 nt
Organism: Fundulus heteroclitus (mummichog)
Lineage: Eukaryota; Metazoa; Chordata; Actinopteri; Cyprinodontiformes; Fundulidae
Gene: pxdc1b
Product: PX domain containing 1b
Exons: 5
Coding region: 100-801 (233 amino acids)
Molecular function (GO): phosphatidylinositol binding
Source: RefSeq, a predicted model, not a curated record